GCGAAGAUAGGAGUCCGUCUGCAUCCUCUUCGUCCUCAACAAGUGAGGAUGUGGAGAUAAUUGAAAUAGGGGGUCCUGCUGACGACGGGAAUAAAGCACUGGAGUCCGUUGUGGGUGCUGAUGGACUAAGGCAGUUCAUCAUGUUACCAGAGUGGACAGUGCAUAGGUUCACGUCCGUCAUCCGGGAGAGACACUUCAGUACCUUUAGAACCAAUUUUCAGAUACCAGAUUACAUUCCAAUCCGUCUCCCCUACGUGUCGGAGAAAUGUUAUUAUGACGGGGUAGAAGGCGUUGGAGUGUACGAGCAGGUGUUGAAGGCUGGACUUCGGUUCCCGCUCUCUACACUCCAUAGAGAACUCUUACAUUACCUGGGACUGUCCGUCACCCAGAUUUCUCCGAACGCCUGGAGGGUCUUCAUAGCAAUGGAGAUUCUUUAUGGUGCAUGGUCAGACGGAGAAAGGAGAUUGACGGUCCGUGAAUUUCUUCACUGUUACCGUCCAGAUGAGAUUGACAGAUCAAGGGGGUUGUACCGUUUUGCUAGUCGAAGUCCCCUGUUGAAGAUUAUCUUUGAGACCCCAGACUCAAAUAGAGACUGGAAGAGUCGCUACUUCUUCCUGGAGGGUGACAGAUGGAUGAACCGUCCAGGAGAGACGGAGUACAUGCCCGUCGAUACAACUUGGGGAAUAAUAAACCAAUUACGUAUACAUCCGUCUUACUUGUCCUUUUUUACAUAUCCGUACACUUUUAUGUGCGUAUUUUGACCGUCUGUCUUUGCAGGUAGACAGCGUCCGCAGAUUAGCCUCGAGGAAUUUAGUUUCCUUGAAGAGAUUUGCAGAAAAACUAGGCCAGAGGAAAGGACCUGGGCUAAGUUAGUGAAUCCAAAGACAAUACACUGGUAUUGUGACGGUCCAGAACCUACCCGUGAGGCCAUUGCAUACGACGAAAGAAUACACAAACAAAUGGACGACGCCAAGAGAAGGGCAAUGAUAAAAUCUCUAGCCGUCGAGCAAAAGAAGACGGGUGAGAUCGUUGUUCCCAGUGUGCCGGGGUCAUCGGGUAAGAGGAAGCAGCCACCAAAGUCCGACCGUCCACUCAAGCAGCCAAAGGUGUCAAUGGAGCCCGUGGUGGGCUUGAUGGCUGAGGGCCCUAAGGCCGUCACCCAAGUUAAACAAGGGGCCGGUAAGGGCCUAAUGCAUGCUCCACCCGUCAGCGGGGAGAAGCCCCCUCCCCUUCUCCGUGAGGACUCGAAGUUCGCUUUGGAGAAGCUUACGUCCAUACUUUCUGCAGAGGAUUAUGAGGAUCUUGGGAAUCAUUCGACGGAGGUGAUGGGGGAGACGGGGUUAUUUGCCGUCGGACAGUCCUUGGUUAUGAUGAAGGGCUUGAUGGACCGCUGCCUCAACCGUGAAGCGGCUCUGGAACGGGUACGGUCAAAGCUUGGGCAGACGGAAGAGGAGCUUAGCCAGCUGCACAAGUGGAAGGCCACGAUGGAGCAGAAGUUCGAACUCUCUGAGAAGACGAGAGAAGAACUUGAACAGAGGACGGAGGAGGCUGGGAAGGCCUUGAAGGUUAAAGCAGACGAGGUGAAGGAUCUGAAGAAAAAACUCCGUCAUGCAAGGGAUGACGCCGUCAGCGAAUAUCGCAACUCCGAGUCUUUGCUGAAGGAGCUGGCAGGAUCGUUCCUUCAAGGCUUCGACGAUUCGCUCCGUCAGGUGAAGAAGGCCUACCCAGAUCUGGACUUGUCCAUGAUAACACUAACUGAUCAAGGUCAGACGUCUGCUCUACCCGUCGCCUCCGAAAAUACAGAGGAUCUCUUUGGAGAAGAGGCAGCUCAGGGUGACGGAGAGUCCGCUAUGCCGAAUGAGGUCGCUGUUGUCGACCCCAAUAAAGCAGAGUAA
This is a messenger RNA of Quercus lobata, 1895 nucleotides long. RefSeq lists its product as uncharacterized. The transcript is spliced from 3 exons. Bases 960 to 1895 code for a protein of 311 amino acids. Lineage: Eukaryota; Viridiplantae; Streptophyta; Magnoliopsida; Fagales; Fagaceae. The record is from RefSeq and is a predicted model, not a curated record.